Molecule: messenger RNA, 252 nt
Organism: Adineta steineri
Lineage: Eukaryota; Metazoa; Rotifera; Eurotatoria; Adinetida; Adinetidae
Source: the annotation of a GenBank genome assembly
AUGUUCGCUGGACAACAACAAUAUUUUAAUCAUCAUGGAGGUUUUGGUGGUGGUAGUUUUGGCGGUGGCGGUUUUGGUGGUGGUGGCUUUGGAGGUGGAGGUUUUCCAGGAAGCUUUGGAAGUUACGGUGGCAGUUUCGGUAGUCCAUUUGGUGGUGGUUUUGGUGGACAAAGCUAUGGAGGUUUCGGUAGUGGCUUUGGACUUGGUGGUGGUGGUGGUGGUUAUGGAUCACCUUAUGGAUAUGGUUUUUAG